Messenger RNA from Lutzomyia longipalpis, 1475 nucleotides. RefSeq names its product hydroxyacyl-coenzyme A dehydrogenase, mitochondrial-like. The transcript has 4 exons. Bases 151 to 1332 code for a protein of 393 amino acids. Gene Ontology annotation, biological process: fatty acid beta-oxidation; inositol phosphate biosynthetic process. Lineage: Eukaryota; Metazoa; Arthropoda; Insecta; Diptera; Psychodidae. The record is from RefSeq and is a predicted model, not a curated record. Gene Ontology annotation, molecular function: NAD+ binding; inositol-1,4,5-trisphosphate 3-kinase activity; inositol tetrakisphosphate kinase activity. Gene Ontology annotation, cellular component: nucleus; cytoplasm; mitochondrion.
UUUCUUUCGUGAGCUCCCAAAAGAAUAGCAUCGUAUUGCCGGAAAAGUGCACCGAAAAAUAGAGCUUGAAAUGAGUUAUUAACACCCUAAAUUAAGACUUAAUUUCGUGACGCAUGAGUGUGAAGAAAUUAAAAUGAAUUUCUUCAAUGUAUGAGUCGACUUAAACUGCCACCGUACCAGCGAAAGAAAAAUUCUGGAGGAAACCUCUUCCGUAAGUCGUGCCCACCGUCGUAUUUGUUGCCCUUCAGUGAAAUGACCUCCGUCCCCAGCACAAAUAUCCCCAAUCUUCCCGUGGGCUGUGUCCCACUCGAUAAUCAGGUGGCCGGUCACACAUUCCAAGCAGGCGAAAUAGGGAUCCUCCGCGAGAACGACGGGACGAUCCUGAAGCCCGCUGCAAAGCCCCUCUGUGGGGCACGUGAGAUAAAAUUCUACGAAACUCUCCUGGAUGCCACAGAUCCCAGUCUCGUGGCACUGCGUGAUCUUGUGCCAGAGUACCGUGGCACACAGAAACUCUUCGUUGGUGAUCGCUAUGUGGACUUUAUGAAGCUCGUAGAUGCCACGGAUGGUAUGCUGGAGCCCUGUAUAAUGGACGUAAAGAUUGGCGCAAGGACGUGGGAUCCUCUGGCCACGGAAGAGAAACGCGCAGCAGAGGAACAAAAGUACUUAGCGUGCAAGAAGGCACUUGGGCUGUGUAUUCCGGGCUUCCAGGUGUACCAUUUGGGCACGGGACGCAUUAAGCGCUACAGCAAGGACUACGGGAAGAAGCUCAAUGAGAAGACUGUGCGUGAUGCACUUCGGAUCUUCCUCAAUGCUGACUCUGGGCUGUGCAGGGCACUCCUCGUGCAACUCCUUUCGGGCUUGUGGGCCAUUCAGAAGUGGGCACGUACCCAGAAAACCCUCCGACUCUACUCAAGCUCCGUCCUUCUUGUCUACGAUGCACGUCGGUUGCGAAGUAGUCUGCAAUCAAAGAGGAAGAUCAGUGCGCCCACGGGAACUCCACCGACGCCCCCAACUGCUGAAUGCAAUGGCUCCCCGACGCCUUUCAAUUGGACCGUAACCCCAACACCGGAUCCUAUUCAGUCGUACCAGAAGAUCCAGCGAAGUCAUUCCACACAGAAUAACUACGAUGAGGACCUCAAGGAGAUCCGUGACAAGUACACCUUCAUGCUGCACCGAAUGUGCGCCAUGGAGAAGAAGGAAUGGGCCACGGUGAAGAUGAUUGACUUCGCCCACGCCUUCCCGGCCGAUGAGGAUUCUCCGGAUACGAAUUAUCUCUUCGGCAUUGAAAACCUCGUGAAGAUGUUUGAGGAUUUCCUCAAGGAGUGCGAAUAAACAUCCCCCAGCAGUGAGAAGAAGAAGAGCAAAAGUAUUAAAGACAUCGGCACCCUACUUAAGUGAAUCCAUUUCAUACUCUCUUACACCCACACCUUUUUGUAAUGAUGAUGAAGAAAAAAAAAGAAACAUUGAUAAAAACA